AUGUUCCAGUGCUUAGGCCUAGGGGACGUAGAAUCAGGUGGGUGUGGUGAGGACUGGUACCACCCCGAGUGCCUGGUCGGCAUUCCUCGAGGAAGGAACGAUGGCCCCAGAAAUAAUAUCGACUGCUCAAUCACUCCAGCAACAAAAGAGCCAGAAUCUGCUGUAGAAGGAGACGACGACCCUCCGUUGCCACCCGGAUUUCCUGCUGAAGAUGAUUUUGAUACCUUCAUCUGUUACAAAUGUCUACGUUCGAAUCUGUGGCUUAAACGAUACGCUGGUACAGCGGGCUUUCUUCCUCCAGUUUUCAAGGAAAACAAGGGCCAUUUCCCUUGUGAAGAGAUCUCAACAGUACUUGAUACUCCGAACGGCCAAAGGAAACGUAGUUUGGAGACAAACGGCCGGCAAGAAGAACCCGAGUCAAAACGCCCAAAAAGCGGUAUUCCCGAGCAGUCAUCCACGGAAAAUUUAACCACCCUAGAAAAAUAUACAGAGAAGCACGAUUGCCUUCCUUCUAACAUGCCACUGGGGGAAUUUUCUUUAUUUCUUAAGGAGGAUUUCCGUGAUCACAUCUGCCGCUGUGCAACCUGUUUCCCCCUACUUAUUCCUCACCCACAGCUCCGCGAAGAAGAGGAGACAUACGAACCACCUCUCUCCGAUGCUGGCGGUGGUGAUAAUGCUGGAUAUAGUGCCGAUAGCCAACAUACAGGCAGCUUGCUUGAUCGUGGGGAGGCUGCACUAAGCAAUUUGGACCGGGUACGAGCAAUUGAGGGCGUUAUGGUCUAUAAUCACCUAAAGAACAAAGUAAAAGAGUUCCUAACACCGUUUGCUGAGAGUGGCACUCCAGUGGGCGCAGAGGAUAUCAAAGCGUACUUUGAGAAACUAAGAGGCGACGACGAGGCAAUCAGGGAAGCGGGAGCUAAAUGUAAUAACUCUCAUGGUGAUGGAGGUGAUAGUGCUUCGAGGAGGGAACAAAAUGGUAAGUCAACACCUAGUGACUCAGUCUUGAUUUACAAGCAUUUCUAA
Ophidiomyces ophidiicola is the source of this 1023-nucleotide messenger RNA. RefSeq lists its product as uncharacterized. The record is from RefSeq and is a predicted model, not a curated record. Bases 1 to 1023 code for a protein of 340 amino acids. The transcript has a single exon. Lineage: Eukaryota; Fungi; Ascomycota; Eurotiomycetes; Onygenales; Onygenaceae. Gene Ontology annotation, cellular component: cytoplasm. Gene Ontology annotation, molecular function: ubiquitin protein ligase activity; zinc ion binding.